AUCGGAUAACAGGUGAUGUGUGUCUACAAUGUAUAUAUUAGCACCUUGUCUUACAGUAUACAGGAGAUGCAGAAAAUGCAACAUUAAAACAUGUUACGAAAUUAUUCAUUCUUGAAGUUUGGUGGUCUCUUCUCCACGAAUGCCGUCAUACCUUCUUUGCGGUCCUCAGUAGCAAACGUUCCAUAGAAGUAAGCUUUCUCGAACUGUAGGCCUGACUUUAGGGUAGUCUCGUAAGCUUGGUUGACGGCUGCCUUGGCCAUCUUCACGAUCAGGGGGGAAUGGGUGCCAAUCCUCUCCGCCAGUUUGAUGGUCUCCUCCAACAGUUUAUCAACUGGGAACACACGGCUCACGAGACCCAUUCUUUCGGCUUCGGCAGCGUCAAUGAAGUUGCCGGUGAGAACAAUUUCCAUUGCCUUGGAUUUGCCAACGUAUCUGGGCAAACGUUGGGUACCACCAGCCCCGGGAAUGGUUCCAAUGUUGAUCUCUGGCUGUCCGAAUUUGGCUUUCUCGCCAGCGUAAAUAAUAUCGCAGAGCAUAGCCAGCUCGCAACCGCCGCCCAGAGCGAAUCCAUUAACAGCUGCGAUGAUCGGUUUUCCACAGUUGGACACAUCUUCCCAGUCCUUGAGGAAUCCCUUCUUCGUGUUGUGGCUGAAAGUGUUGUUCUGCAUCUCCUUGAUGUCAGCGCCGGCAGCGAAAGCCUUCUCAUUACCAGUAAUGAUGAUGGCAGCAAUCUUCUCAUCAGCGUCGAAGUCCCUCACGGCUUGGCCGAGCUCCACGAAGAGUGGGCCACACAGAGCAUUAAGGGCCUUAGGCCUGUUGAGCUGGAUCAGACCUACAUUCUUCUUGCUACCAACAACUUCUACUUUGAUGUUUUCAUAUGCUGGCGCAGUACUAUAAAAUUUAAUAGAACCGGAAUUGGUAGCUGCCACUCUGCUCACCACAUGUUUCCCCAACAAAAUACGGGUUACAGCACCGACGGAGGCCAUUUUCUGUAUUCAGUUUUAUUUAACGACUAUAACGCCGCCUUUCUUAUCCAAUACUGAACAAUAUACAAGCCAGAUAAAACUUAACACCGGCGAAAAUAACUUCGGAAGAAUGAACUUUGAUACUACGAUAAGUUAUGAUAAGAAUAUUGAAAACGA
Spodoptera exigua (beet armyworm) is the source of this 1142-nucleotide messenger RNA. NCBI's taxonomy places the organism in Eukaryota, Metazoa, Arthropoda, Insecta, Lepidoptera, Noctuidae. The record is from the annotation of a GenBank genome assembly.